This is a messenger RNA of Didymodactylos carnosus, 903 nucleotides long. The record is from the annotation of a GenBank genome assembly. Lineage: Eukaryota; Metazoa; Rotifera; Eurotatoria; Philodinida; Philodinidae.
AUGAAUAUGCAGCAAAAUCAAGAUCUUAAAAUUAAUACCAGUCCGUCAAAUCCUUUAUCGAAUCCGAUAGCAAAUUCAAAUGCGUACGGUGAAAAUACUUGGUCAGUUUAUACUGGACCAAUUCAUCAGGAUCCAAUAUUAACAUCUAGAAACACAACAACAACGACCACAACAGUUGAUAAAAAUGAUCUAGGUGCGACAGAUCCACAAUCGCACACGACAACAUCCAUAGCUCAACAAGGUACAGCGUUACCGAAUAGUAUAACUAGUAGUAGCAUCAACGGAUCGAACGAUAUACAUAAUCAGUUCAAAGUUAUGUUAUUGGGAGAUUCAGGUGUUGGGAAAACAUGUUUACUUGUGCGUUUCAAAGACGGAACGUUUUUAGCUGGUAGUUUUAUAGCAACAGUAGGAAUUGACUUUAGAAACAAAAUUGUUACGUUGGGAGAAAAAAAGAUUAAAUUGCAAAUAUUUGAUACGGCUGGUCAAGAACGAUUUCGUAGUGUUACACAUUCAUAUUAUCGUGAUGCCCACGCCUUAUUGUUACUUUAUGAUGUCACAAGUUAUUCAUCAUUUGAAAAUAUAAGCGUUUGGUUAAGUGAAAUAAAGGAAUUUGCGCACGAUGAUGUAAUCAUAAUGUUAAUUGGAAAUAAAAUUGAUAAAUCACAGCGUGUGGUAUCUAAAGAGGCUGGGGAACGUUUGGCUAGAGAUUUCGAAGUUAGUUUUUUGGAAACAAGCGCAAAAACAGGACAAAAUGUUGAACUAGCAUUUAUGGCAUGUGCUCAAGCACUUAUUGAUAAAGAAACAAGUAUUAAAAGUGGAAAAGAUUCGUUAAAUGAGAUGGUAAAAAUGGCGCAUGGUAUGAAUGGAAAAGAAACAUCGAAAAGUAGUGGAUGGUGUUGUUAA